AGAUUAAGGUUAACAAGUCUAUGACAGUUCCACCGAACUCGGUAGCAUUGGUACCCUGUUCUGUGGAGACUAAGCUUGAUACCUUUGUUGUUGAGGGGGUAGGAGUGGACCUCAUAGUGCCUAUGUCGGUACAUACAGGUGAGGGAAAGUUGAGGCUCGCUAUGCUGAACCCGUCCGAUCAUUCGGUAAAGGAUAGGAAAGGGCGAGUAGUGGGUAGAGCGGAAGAGGCUAGGCUUGUAAAACCGGUGCCACAGGAGUUUUCUCCUGACCGGUUUGUGGAGGGGCUGGAGAAUCGUACUGAAGCAGAAUUGCCAGAGCACCUUCAUGACCUUAUGGAAAGGGCACGAGUAGACCUGACCAUAGGGGAGCGACUGGCCAAUGAUUAUGAUUUCUGUUUUACACAGAAGUGGCUGAUGCAUGGAACUGAGCCACCUGAUAGUGAGCGUGACUUGGUGGUUCAGUACGCAUGCAUCAAAUGAGAUGAUAGCAACGGUGUGAAGUGAGGUCGAUUGCAGUGACAGGUUGAAUAACACUCCAAAUGGUGGUUCAGCCGUGUGAUGCAAUCAGUUGGUUGAGCAAUAUAAAUGUGGUAGGCUGUGUAGGUAGAAUCGGAAGGCUCCUUUUGGGGCUAACUCUGGUUGUUGGUAGAGGAGGUGUUAGUGCCUGUAUCGGGUUAAGUUCCGAAAGCCAGACGUGGAGGAGGUCCUGUCUAUGCCUAAUGGUAUAGGAAGUGGCGGAGGUGAUCGUGUAGAGAAUGCCAUUUUCAUCUGAUUGACAGGUGAAGGCAGAGCUCAGUUUGAUGGUUCACUAAAACCUAGUUAAGCUGAGGGGAGCAAGAUAGUUUCCGGUUUGGGAGAAGUAGAAAUUAUUUCAAUGAGUGGUAAUUGGUGAAGACGUGAUUUCACAUUUAGCUUUCAGAACAACUGUGAACCAUCCCUUAAAAGUUAUUGACGUAAGGUACUCACAAAUUGAAAGGCAAAGUAUGGUUUUAGAAAUACUGUCAAUUAUUAUGAUGUCCUUAAUAGUGGACCAUGAUUGCUGAGUGGUAAUUGGUGAAGGCGUGAUUACACAUUUAGCUUUCAGAACAACUGUGAACAUUCCCUUAACAAAUAUUAACGUCUUUAUUUGUUAAGUUGUGUAUGAUAAAUUGUAUGGAAUAUGGGUUGAAUUGUGCAGGUUGUUCAUCAUUAUUUAACAAGAAAUCUACGUAAUUGUCGGCACUAAACGUCGAUAUAGGAUGAAAUAAUGAUAUGAACCGGGAUUCAGAUGUGACAUUGAUAAGUGUGUGCGAGUGCUUGAUGUGUGUACAUGGGGUUACCUUAGUGAGGGUUUAGGUAUUGAUGCUAUCCCAAACAAAACAGCAGAUUGGAUAGGGGUUGUUAGUUAUGUGAGGAGUACAUUGCAAGGCCAAGCAUAGCCUUGCUGAAAAGGCCAUCGUCAUCUCUGAUUCAGAGGUGGAGGCGGAAGCUCCGGUCGAAGUUAUACCGUAGUCUCGGCAGGCGGAGGGUGCUGAUAGUUCGGCUCUCCUCCGAGGUUGAGGACUCCGGUUGAAUGUUAGGCAGUGUGGAUGGCAAGGAGGUGAGGGUGACGUGGGAGUUGGCUCCAACCGGAGAGGACACAGGACUCAGUCUCUCAGAGAUGGAGGUGGAUAUUCCGGUUGGAUGAUGAGGUGGAGGUGAGAGAGAUGGCCGUAGUCCCAGAAUCUGGGAGGGUCCAGUUUGAGGAGGAUAUGCAGGUGGUGGGAAGAUGGUGUGGUCUGAGAGUGGGGGUGCCUAGAAAUGCGGCGCCGUCCGCAUUGGGUUGUCACUUUCACUGGAGCCACACAUUAAGUAAUCGGUCAUGCGGGCCCAGUGGGCUCGUACACCGGCAGGGGGGGGGGGGAACUAGAGUGGUGUAUGGAUUGGUGUGGUUUUGACCAGAUUUCUGGUGGGUCAUGUGGGGGAAGGGCUAUGAGCUGUGUGGUGUAAUAUAUGGUGUAACCUGGGGACGGGCAGCUCAGUGGGUGGGAAUAAAUAAUUUUGAUAUUCUCCUGAUGACUUAAAUGCCUUAGAAUUGGUUAUGUAUUAAAAAAUUAUAAGGUUAAACCUUAGACGGGGAUUGGAAAGCUAAAUUGGGCUAGGGAGGGGGGCUUGUUAGAACGGGGAGGAGUGUGGUGGAGACCGGUUUGACUUGGCCGUUCGGACCCCAAAUGCGGUGACUUCUGGGAAAUGGUCUUCAGUUCCGGUUCUGCUAUUCCUAGACGAUUCUGUUGUAUUACGUUCUCCUUGGAAAUCCAAGAUGUCCUGGGUGAUCCUCAGUUCGAGUGAUCCAAGCCAACGACAGAGCGAAUGCUAUCGACCCUACCUAUCCUGAUAACCAGUUUGUUUUCUAUGAUGAUGUGCCACUAUACUGGGACGCAUGGGAUGUCAUGGACUAUCACAUGGAAACUGGGAAACCAGUGCGGACCGUGAUAUAAGAAGCUGAUAUUGUUUAGAAAGGACCACUGAGGGCUUCUUUAAAGGUGAGCUUACAAAUCAGCGCUCACAGCUCUUUCACCCAGUACAUCAGUCUGGAUACUGAGGCCCCAUAUCUGCGUUUCCAAACAGAGGUACAUGUAAGAUAGCAUGAGAACCGCAAGAUGUUGAUGGUGGAAUUCCCAACAAGCGUUCACACCCGUGAGGUCACAUAUGAUAUCCAGUUUGGGCACAUCAAGCGGGGUAGCCAUAGAAACACCUCCUGGGACACUGCCAGGUUUGAGGUUUGUGGACAUAUAUGGUCUGACCUCUCAGAGCAUGGGUUUGGAGUGUCAGUCCUCAAUGACAGCAAGUAUGGACACUCAGCCUUGGACAAUGUGCUCAGGAUGUCACUGUAGACUGCGAUCCCCAAAGGCUCCUGACAAUAUGGCAGAUAUGGAGACACACACAUUCACAUACGCCUUUAUGGCACAUCAUGGAUCAUUCCAGGAAGCAGACGUUAACAAGCAUGCCUACUGCUUGAACAAUCCUCUAAUUGUACAGCAGCAACAUGAGGACAAGACUCCUGCGACAUUAUCUGUGUUCAAGAUGUCUUCAAACCAGGUCGUCUUGGAGACAGUGAAAAAGAGUGAAGAUGACAAGGCAUUGAUAUUGCGUUUCUACGAGUCGUUUGGAGGAAUGUGUACUGUUACUAUGACAACCAUGUUAAAGUUCAAACUAGUGCAAGUAGUGAAUGGUCUAGAGGAAGAUAUGAACAUGUGGCCUGGUCUCAAUCUGACACGUUCAGAUGGCAGCGUCCACUUCACUCUGAGGGCGUUCCAGAUAAUCUCGCUCAAACUUCUUCUCUAGAUUGGACACAUAUAAUCACAUAGCUCAGUUUUAUCUAGAGUAGCCUCAUUGUAUGGAUAUUCAUGGAGACAAAUUAUAUUUGUUGUUAUUUGUUUUGUUUUUAUUGUGUUAAUUGGUAGCUGUUAAAAUUUGAUUCACUUUAUGAUUAUAUGUAGUAAUAUAAUCAGUAGUUAUCUUAUUUUUUUCUCUGAUUCUUUCACUUGCUUUGUUCAUAUGCAUAUUAAUCCUAGCAAAAAUGAUGUAUAAUUGGUAAGCGUAAUUCUUAUCUUGCCUAAGUGCGUGUGUGUGUGUUCUUGACCAUAUCAUGUUUCUGUGCGCAUCUCCUCCAACAUUUAACAAUCGAUUACUACGUAUAUGAUUGCCGUUUUUCUUCUCUUUUUUUUUAUUAAUAUAAAAAUUGCAAAUGUGUACUUAUUUGAAAUAUUAUGCACCUGUGGCAGGAUGCACUAUCUGGGACAGCUUCUUGUAUAUAUUUACUUUUAUCCCACAAUAGCGAGCAGAGUGUGGAAAACAGUUUGCAUACAACAUUUAAUACUGGUACAGAGCAUAGGUAUACUAUGCUUACCUAGGGAAAGUCUGAAUAGCUUAUAUAGCUAACAUAAUAUGUCUAUUUUCAUGGUAGCAAUCCAACGUACUAAAACACUUGUUUUCAUUGGACAUUUUGUAAAUGUAAUUACAUAAUAUAGCAAAAGAAGCAUUCAUGAUUAUAACACAAGGUACUUUGCUUACAUAUUGAAACAAUUAUCCAUGUGGUGUAUGUUUUUUAUGAUGAUCAGUUUUAUUAAUUCAUAUGAUUAAUACUGUUUAUAAACGUUCCUUUUUUGUUGUUUUUCUUAAAGAUAUAAAUUUGUUGUCGUAUAUUGUUAAGAUUAUCUCUGUGAUGUAUGUUUUUAUGGUGAUAAGUUUUAUAAAGUCAUGUAACCUUUUGUAAAGUUGUUUAGUAACGACCACUUUGUUUGUUGUUUUAGUUAACGACACAGGCUAAAUACAAUAAACAAUUAAUGAGACCAAUGCAAUUUUGUAUUUUUGUUUUUAUCCUUGCAAUAAAAAAAACUAAGUUGACCUUGGUAGUCUUUUCAUUUACAGCUGGGGGCUGACAUAAUAUUGUUAUUUUUGCCAUGUAUGUCCGUCCAUCAAUCCUUAACCUCGCUUAAAUGAUUGUGUUCCAUUCUAUGUUUAGAAUACUGCCGAUUGUUGAUUAAUUGCAUU
Molecule: messenger RNA, 4511 nt
Organism: Dreissena polymorpha
Lineage: Eukaryota; Metazoa; Mollusca; Bivalvia; Myida; Dreissenidae
Product: alpha-mannosidase 2C1-like
Exons: 10
Coding region: 2667-3302 (211 amino acids)
Biological process (GO): mannose metabolic process; oligosaccharide catabolic process
Molecular function (GO): carbohydrate binding; alpha-mannosidase activity
Source: RefSeq, a predicted model, not a curated record